GACGUGUCGGGGGCCAGCUCACCCCGCGGGGGACUCUCCAAAAUGCUCCGCCUGGUUCCCGUCCGGGUCUCGUGUUUACAAACCCCCAGGACAUCCCGCCUGCUCCCGAGCCCCUGAAACCACCCCCUGGCCCUGAGCGCCAGGUGUCAGUAACCGGAGGGGAAAAGUCUGAAAAGGAGCCAAGAGUUGGGCUUUUAUCUGCCAUUUCAAAGCAAAACACAGCGUGGAAACGCCAGGUCCCAUGCGGAUGAGGAGCCCAGAGCUCGAUGCCCCCUCUGUCCGGUGACCGGUGCUCUGUGACGGUGCCGGGAGACGUCUGCCAGAGGCCCGCAGGAUGCAGAGCGCCCAACACCGCUUUCAGGCCAUACCAGUUGCCCUCUGCCUCCUCCUGGGCAUUGGGACAGCAGCCCCAGAGUCAUUCCAUGUGCUGGGUCCCGCCAGCCCCGUCUCCGCCCCGCUGGGGGGCACUGUGCUGCUGCCCUGCCACCUCUCUCCCGCACUCAGUGCCCAGGCCAUGCAGGUGAAAUGGAGCCGUCCCCAGCUGGGCCAGGAUGUCCACGUGUACCUGCCGGACGGGAGCGAGGUACAAGGAACGGGCUACCAGGGCAGGACAGAGCUCGUCAUCCAGGGCCUGGCCAACGGGAAUGUCUCCCUGAGGAUCCGGGACAUCCAGCUGUCAGACGAAGGGCAGCACUUGUGCGAGGUCCAGUCACCUACUCACUACAGCACGGCCCUGCUGGAGCUCAGCGUGACAGGCUCUGGCUCAGACCCCGUCCUGCACAUGGCUGGGCACAAGGACUUGGGGGUGUGGGUCUUGUGUCUCUCUGCGGGGUGGUACCCGGAGCCCCGCGUGAUCUGGAGGAAUGGCCGCAGGGAGACCCUGAGCCCCGAGUCUGAACAGAAACCGCGCAGUGACAACGGCCUAUUCAACGUCUCCAGCUCCUUGGUGGUGACUGAGAGCUCGGACCCAGCACUGACCUGUACUGUCAGAGCCGGCUUCUCCGGCCCAGAGAGAGAGACAACUAUUCGUAUCACAGGGCUCUUCCCCAGGCUUGCCCCGGAAAUGACAGCCUUUCUCAUCUUUCUACCAGUAUCUGUUUUCCUCGUGACUUUGGCUGUUUAUCUUUUCCGAAAGCUCCGGGUACUCAAAGAGGAGGUGUCCAAAGAGCGCGAAUGGAGACAAUUUCUUGAUAAAGUGUCCCUGUCAGCAGCAGAUGUGACGCUGGACCAGAACACUGCCAACCCCUUCCUGGUGCUCUCAGUGGACAGCAGGAGUGUGACGUGCGGCAUCCUCUGGCAAGACGUCCCCAAGAGUGACCAGAGAUUUGACCCCCUCCCCUGCGUCCUGGCCUCCCAGUGCUUCGCAGCCAGGCAACACUACUGGGACGUGGAGGUGGGCCAGUGGGGAGACUGGGCCAUCGGGGCAGCCCUGGGCACCAUGGAGCGCAUGGGGGUGUUCCAGCUGUCCCCGGAUGUGGGGGUCUGGGCCCUGCAGUGCCAGGAGGGGGAGUGGAGUGCUCUCACCUGCCCCGAGACCCUGCUGGAGCUGGAGUCAGCACCCAGGAUAGUCCGGGUGCACCUGGACUGCGAGCGGGGGAGCCUGGCCUUCUACAACACCGAGGGCAUGUCACACAUCUUCACCUUCACCGGCUGUUCCCGGAAACCUCUCUUCCCCUUCUUCUUGCUCUGGACCUCUGGGACUCAGCUGACCAUACUAUGUCCGGGGCAGAGAAAGGCCAUGCAGAUGGACAGGACAACAUGUACAGUAACACCCAAACUGGGGAAAAGGCAGGGCAGUCUUAUAGAACUUCUGAUCAUGCCAGGGCAGAGUUAAGGGUGUUUGGCUGGGAAUUCCCUUGCGUUCAAAGGGGCAAAAUUAAGAAUGUUAAAUUCCUUUGUCUUCCAAGGGGCAGAGUUAAGGGUUUUAACCAGGAAUUUCCUUGCAAAGGGACAGUGUUACGGAUGUUUGCCCAGGGAUUUCCUUUCUUUCAAAUAGCUGCUUGAUUAGAAUUGAAUUGUUAAUUUACAGGGUGAUGCUGAACAGAGUUAGAUCGUGUCUGCUUUUGGCAGUUGGGUGAUCCUCUGACUUUUGUAUUGUGCCUUAAAACAUCUGCCCAAAAUAGUUAUUACUGAAUGAACCUAUUUUACUGAGGGCUUAGAACUUACCUAUUUUUUAAAAGGCAUGUUUUAUUUCAAUAUUUGAACCAAUUUUGGCUACAGCCAGGGAACCAGGCACAAUCAGACUUUCCUGUGGAGAUGCAACUACUACUCAGUAUUACCAGCCGGCAAAACUCCAAAGCUUAAAUGUUUACACAGGAAACUUUAUUUGUAAACUUGUUUCAUUUUCCCCUGGAACCAACCUAAGUCUACAUAAGGGUAUUUAACUGUGAAAUUAACAUUGAGAUACACAGCUCAUUCUUUCUUAGCAUGGGAAGUUCCCAUCUGAGAUCAGGGCCCUGGUGUGAUGGGCUGUGCCCAGACACAUGGUGACCGAGAGCGGGGCAGAGCUGGGAACUGUCCCCAUGUUUAUUGAGUCCCGAUACAAUGCCUUAACCAUGAGCCCAGUCAUGCACAGCCAGGUGCUGGCUGGUGCCCAUGCAGUUCCCCUGAUUGGGCAGAGAACCUGAGACCUAUGUGAGGAAACCUCCUGGGCAGCAGUGAUAGCACGGGCUGGGGCUUUGCGGGGGUGGGGUGGGGGGCUGAUCUUUGUGGGGGGGAUUCCAGCCUGUGGCAGGAUGUGAGACUGUGAUACAAAUGGAGCAUGAAAAAUCCUCGUUGUGGUGCUUUUAUCUUCCCCACACACACACACACACACACAGUCUCCUUUGUUUAUUCAACUUUGUCUGUCUUUGCUUCAGCAUCUUUGGUUUGUUUAUUUCAGUUCCUUUCUGAUUCACUUUUGGGAAUGAAAUGAACAGCAGCGAUUCCUGACCCCUGGGAAUCACAGGGGACAGGGGGCCCUUAACCCCUAUCUGGCCAGGAAAGACAGGGGCCAAUUGGCGUGGUUUGAUCCUUGACAAGUCCCAUGUGGCCUUGGAAGAAAGCAGAGUCUGGGGCCAGUCAGGACCAGAGCAGACCAGCUCUGCAGGUUUUGGGAAGGAGGCAGUUCAGAUGCUGGAAGCUACCGAUCAAACUUUUAUUCCAGCCUCCAGAGUGAAAGGGGACAUGCGUCUGACUUCUCUCUUCUGGGAGCCAGACGCACCACUUGGGGUGGCCCUGUGACAGCAGCCAGGCCUGCUUGUGCAUGUGCAUUUACCAUGAUUGUGCACACAGCACAGUCUGUGCAAAAUCCAAGCCCAACCAGACACCUGCUCCCUGUGUGCAACCCCCCUCCCCCCCACACAUGACUGUUACCAUGGCUGUGCGGAACACGGAACUAUCCGUGCAAACCCAGUGUACUCAUGGGCAGAGUUGGGUGGGAAUGGGGGGGUUGCCCCCCCCCAACAUUGUAUAUGUUGAAAGUGGGGUGUGUGCACAAUUUAAAGGUUUGUCCACCACCCCUGAACAGCUUGAGUCUCCACCCCCCCCCCCCGGGCAGGCCCCCCGCCCCGUUACCCUCAGGCUCCCCUCCCAGAAAGCAGUGGCCUCUCCCAGCAGCACCCAGCUGCUGCUCCUGCCUCUCCCCGCGGGGUGUGGCUGGCGGUUCACCUGGCCUCCAAAGGGAGGGCUACUCUGAGUCAACAGGAAACCCACACAUGGGAGUGAGGCAGCCCUGCCCCCACCCCAUGGCCCUGGUUGUGACAUUAUUAAUAUGAACUGGGACCGUAUAGAUCAUUGUUGCAACCAAGGUCCUGUAAUGGCACUAAAUCUUGUAUAAAGGGGAUCAAAUAAGGUGUCUUAAGACAAGGUUAUGGUUGCUGGUUAUGAUUAUGCUAUCUGGGGGCAGGUAUCGUUUUUGUAUUUAAAGUUACAAGUAUUGGCGCUAUACUGCCUGUAUUUCAAACUGGUGCUAUGCUUCUGGGUGACACCCCAGAUAAUAUGGCAUCAGCACUGCCUAGCCUGCUUGAUGGCCCAUUAAGGACCAUCAGCUAUACAACUGACCCAUUGAGAGAAGGCAGAUACAGCUGGUGACUCAGCAAGGCAUGCAGGGACAUGCCUAUGGCCAGAACUCUAAGGUUUUUCUAUGCCAUGUGCUGGAUAGUGUGUCUUUGGGACAAAGAAAGCAGAGAUCACAUGGCAAGAGACUAUAAAAAGGCUGCUGCAGCUCCUCCAUCUUUUCUUCAAUCCUGCUUCUUACUUCUGGAGGGACUUUGCUACAAACUGAAGCUCUGAACAAAGGAUUGAAUGACCCAUCCCAGCUGGGGAGGUUCCAGAGCCUUGAUUUGAACCUGCAGUUUAUUCCAUCACUGCUACAAGUCUGAACCAAGAACUUUGCGUUUACUGUAUUUAAUUGAUACCAUUUAACCAAUUCUAGCUCUCAUCUAUAUCUUUUUCCUUUUAUGAAUAAACCUUUAGAUUUUAGAUUCUAAA
Molecule: messenger RNA, 4470 nt
Organism: Malaclemys terrapin pileata
Lineage: Eukaryota; Metazoa; Chordata; Testudines; Emydidae
Product: butyrophilin subfamily 1 member A1-like
Exons: 9
Coding region: 335-1834 (499 amino acids)
Molecular function (GO): protein binding
Source: RefSeq, a predicted model, not a curated record